Molecule: messenger RNA, 1977 nt
Organism: Sphenostylis stenocarpa
Lineage: Eukaryota; Viridiplantae; Streptophyta; Magnoliopsida; Fabales; Fabaceae
Source: the annotation of a GenBank genome assembly
AUGGGCGAGGUAUCUGAAACGAUGACGAAGAAGAAGAAGAAGGGACGCCCCUCUCUUUUGGAUCUUCAAAAGCGAUCUCUCAAGAAGGAACAACAACAGAAUCACCACCAUAACCACGGACAAAACAACUCCAAUUCCACCAAUUCCCACUCCAAAAACACCAACGUUGUUCCCCACGACGACGACGACGACGAGCGCAAAGAGAAGAAGCACAAGCUCCUCGUAGGACUCAAUUCACACCUCCACCACCCAACAUUAUUCCCCAAUUCCCAGCCAUUCAAUUCCGAUCCCAAGAGGCGUAAGAUUGACCCUCUCCACUACCACCAAACGGAUGGGAAGGUUCCGAAAGCGACUGACAGUAAACAUGGUUCGCAGGGGGAGUCCGGUCCCACUACACCUUUGCCAGACAAAAAGCUCUUGCUGUUUAUCCUUGACAGGCUUCAAAAAAAGGACACACAUGGGGUGUUCUCUGAGCCCGUGGAUCCAGAAGAGCUUCCUGAUUAUCAUGACAUCAUUAAACACCCGAUGGAUUUUGGAACUGUGAGAAAGAAAUUGGAUGGGGGACUGUAUACUGACUUGGAACAUUUUGAGAAAGAUGUGUUCUUGAUUUGCUCCAAUGCAAUGCAAUAUAAUUCAUCAGAUACCAUUUACCAUCGACAGGCCCGAGCCAUGCAAGAGAUCGCAAGGAAGGACUUUGAGAAUCUGAGGCAAGAUAGUGAUGAUAGUGAACCACAGCCCAAAGUUGUACAGAGAGGAAGGCCACCAGGCAAGCUCUCAAGAAAGUCACUGGGUAUGGCUCCUGCUGAGCGUGUUGGUCCUGAAUCUUCUUCUGACGCAACUCUUGCUUCUGGAGGGGAUAUUGCUAGUGGCUCCAACGGUUAUAAUCUAAGGAAAGGACCAAGCAAAUUUCAGCCUACAGAUUCAUCUGCUAGGGCCUACAACAGCACUUUUAACAGUGGAGGGUAUACUGGCUGGUCUGAAUGGGAGAGCGAAUUUCCAGCUUCUGUUGUAAAAGCUGUGUUAAGAUAUGGAAAGAAGCAGUAUGCAGUUGAUGAGACCAGGCGUGAUUCUUACAAAAUACCAUCGACUUUAGGAAAUGAAGGACCGGUGUUGACCACAGUUGAAGAUGAAGUCAAGCAACUUCUUGCAGUUGGUAUACACAUGAAGCAUAGUUAUGCAAGAAGUCUAGCCCAUUUUGCUGCAGAUCUUGGUCCUGCUGUUUGGAAGAUUGCUGCAAGUAAAAUCAGCAGUGUUUUGCCUGCAGGACAUGAAUUUGGUCCUGGAUGGGUAAGUGAAGAUGACGGGUCACAGAGGCAACACUUCCCAGUUUGUGAUGAGGGUAGAACUUCAGACCCUCCUGUAGCAGCAGAGGAUAGUAGAAGUAGAUUUUCUUCUCCAUCUGGAUCAUUCCCCCUUGCAAAUAGAUCAUGCUUGCAAAGUGGAGACACGGUUAUAAAUAAUUACCAAAAGGAGUUUAAUCCAGCAAUCAACAUUGGUGGUGGGUCUGAGUCCAUAACUCCUGUGAGGAUUCAGCAGGAAUCCAUGCCGCACACUGAUUUUGGUUCACAUGAUUGGUUAGGUUCUAAUUUUUCACCACAAAUGAAGAUGGUAAGACUUGCUGACCUAACUGGGUCUCCGGGUGCUGGGGUUGUUCCUCAAAUGUUUGACAUGGAUCCCAUAAGCAGCCGCAUUGCGCAUACAAGUAUUAAUCCUUCUCUAAUGGGACAAUACGUGAGCAAAUCAAGUCAAUUAGAAUCCGGCAAUUUAUUGACCCGGGAAUCUGGGAUUGAACCAGGAAGUUGGUCUCAAGGGAUUGCUGGAAAAUCAUCUUGGCAGGGAUUAGAAGUUCCCACCAAACAGAAUUCUUUUGCACUGGCUAAUGACUUGAAUGGAAGGAUUGGAACCACAAAUUCACCUAGUAGUUCAAACUUGGAGGCUGGUUCUCAGUUGCAGCCCAAUUUGGCAUUACAGCUCUGA